GUUACUCGCAAGUCCCGCGGGGCUCGCUGCCGCCUCCGCCGGCGCCCAGAGUACGGCCCGGGCCCAACUCCCUCACGGGUCCUCCGGCGUUGGCGUUGGCGGCAGCGGCUGAGCCCACCGCCCGGGCCCCGAUGAGUAACUCUCGUAAUAACCGGGUGAUGGUGGAAGGAGUGGGCGCCCGCGUCGUACGCGGCCCCGAUUGGAAGUGGGGUAAACAGGACGGCGGCGAAGGCCAUGUGGGCACCGUGAGGAGCUUCGAGAGUCCCGAGGAGGUGGUGGUGGUGUGGGACAACGGCACGGCCGCCAACUACCGCUGCUCCGGGGCCUACGAUCUGCGCAUCCUGGACAGCGCUCCCACCGGCAUCAAGCACGACGGGACCAUGUGCGACACCUGCCGCCAGCAGCCAAUCAUCGGCAUCCGAUGGAAAUGUGCAGAGUGUACGAAUUACGAUUUGUGCACCGUUUGUUACCACGGAGAUAAACAUCAUUUACGGCAUCGCUUUUACAGAAUCACUACACCAGGAAGUGAACGGGUUCUGUUAGAGUCUCGUAGAAAAUCGAAGAAGAUUACAGCCAGAGGGAUCUUUGCAGGUGCCAGAGUGGUACGCGGUGUGGACUGGCAGUGGGAAGACCAAGAUGGAGGAAAUGGGCGAAGGGGAAAGGUGACAGAAAUCCAGGACUGGAGCGCGUCAAGCCCGCAUAGCGCAGCCUAUGUUCUCUGGGAUAAUGGUGCUAAGAACCUUUACAGAGUCGGCUUCGAGGGCAUGUCUGAUCUCAAGUGUGUCCAGGAUGCCAAAGGAGGUUCUUUCUACAGAGAUCAUUGCCCUGUGCUUGGUGAGCAGAAUGGCAACAGGAAUCCCGGUGGCUUGCAGAUUGGUGAUCUGGUAAAUAUAGAUCUCGACCUAGAAAUUGUGCAGUCUCUGCAGCAUGGUCAUGGAGGAUGGACCGAUGGAAUGUUUGAGACUUUAACUACCACUGGAACUGUUUGUGGCAUUGAUGAAGAUCAUGACAUUGUAGUCCAGUAUCCAAGUGGCAAUAGGUGGACCUUCAAUCCCGCUGUUCUCACCAAAGCCAACAUUGUCCGGAGCGGGGACGCUGCACAGGGAGCAGAGGGAGGCACUUCGCAGUUUCAAGUGGGCGAUCUUGUGCAAGUUUGCUAUGACCUGGAGAGGAUUAAACUUCUGCAACGAGGGCAUGGCGAAUGGGCUGAAGCGAUGCUUCCAACUUUAGGUAAAGUUGGCCGAGUGCAGCAGAUUUACUCAGACAGUGAUUUGAAGGUGGAAGUGUGCGGGACAUCCUGGACCUACAAUCCCGCAGCCGUGUCCAAGGUGGCAUCUGCAGGAUCGGCCAUCAGCAACGCAUCUGGCGAAAGACUCUCCCAGCUUCUGAAGAAGUUGUUUGAAACACAAGAGUCUGGUGACCUCAAUGAAGAGCUGGUUAAAGCGGCUGCUAAUGGAGAUGUGGCCAAAGUGGAAGAUUUGCUAAAGCGGCCAGAUGUGGAUGUCAAUGGACAGUGUGCUGGCCACACAGCUAUGCAAGCCGCUAGUCAAAAUGGGCAUGUUGAUAUUUUGAAGUUACUUUUAAAGCAGAAUGUGGAUGUAGAAGCAGAGGAUAAAGAUGGAGACCGAGCAGUUCACCAUGCAGCCUUCGGAGACGAGGGCGCCGUCAUAGAAGUGCUUCACCGAGGCAGCGCCGACCUGAACGCUCGCAACAAGCGGCGGCAGACGCCCCUUCACAUUGCCGUCAACAAGGGGCACCUGCAGGUUGUGAAGACUUUACUGGACUUCGGUUGUCAUCCCAGUCUCCAGGACUCUGAAGGCGAUACUCCUCUUCACGACGCCAUAAGUAAGAAGCGUGAUGACAUCCUGGCCGUGCUGCUGGAAGCUGGUGCCGAUGUGACCAUUACCAACAACAACGGCUUCAACGCCCUGCAUCACGCCGCGCUGCGCGGGAACCCCAGUGCAAUGCGUGUUUUGCUAUCAAAACUGCCAAGACCGUGGAUUGUGGAUGAGAAGAAAGAUGACGGCUAUACCGCCUUGCACCUGGCUGCCCUGAACAAUCACGUGGAAGUGGCCGAGCUGUUGGUGCAUCAGGGAAAUGCCAACCUGGACAUCCAGAACGUGAAUCAGCAGACCGCCCUGCACCUUGCCGUUGAACGACAACACACCCAGAUUGUUAGGCUUUUGGUUCGUGCAGGUGCCAAGCUAGACAUUCAGGAUAAGGAUGGAGACACUCCUUUGCAUGAAGCUCUGAGGCAUCACACUUUGUCUCAGCUACGCCAGCUACAAGAUAUGCAAGAUGUAGGGAAGGUAGAUGCUGCUUGGGAGCCAUCGAAAAACACAUUAAUCAUGGGACUCGGUACCCAGGGGGCCGAGAAGAAGAGUGCAGCAUCCAUUGCCUGUUUCCUGGCAGCCAACGGUGCUGACCUCGGCAUUCGGAACAAGAAGGGUCAGUCACCACUUGAUCUUUGUCCCGACCCAAGUCUCUGCAAGGCGCUGGCCAAGUGUCAUAAGGAAAAAGUCAGUGGUCAAGUGGGCUCCCGCAGUCCUUCUAUGAUCAGCAAUGAUUCUGAAACAUUAGAAGAGUGUAUGGUGUGCUCUGACAUGAAGAGAGACACACUCUUUGGUCCAUGCGGCCACAUUGCCACCUGUUCUUUGUGUUCUCCACGUGUCAAGAAAUGUCUCAUCUGUAAAGAGCAAGUUCAAUCUAGGACAAAGAUUGAGGAAUGCGUGGUGUGCUCCGACAAGAAAGCGGCCGUGCUCUUCCAGCCCUGCGGACACAUGUGUGCUUGCGAGAACUGCGCCAGCCUCAUGAAGAAGUGCGUGCAGUGCCGGGCCGUGGUGGAGAGGCGCGCGCCGUUCAUCGUGUGCUGCGGCGGGAAGAGCUCGGAAGACGCCGCCGACGACAUGACCGGCGGGACCAUCCCCGUCCUGCAGAAGGACAAGGACAACACGAACGUCAACGCCGAUGUGCAGAAGCUGCAGCAGCAGUUGCAGGACAUCAAGGAGCAGACAAUGUGCCCCGUGUGCCUGGACCGGCUGAAGAACAUGAUUUUCCUCUGUGGCCAUGGGACAUGCCAGCUCUGUGGAGACCGCAUGAGCGAAUGCCCGAUUUGUCGCAAGGCCAUCGAACGAAGAAUUCUUUUGUACUGAUGAAGAAACACAGAGUGUGUCGUAUUAGCUAAAGUGUGUGAUCAUGAGAUCUUAGAAAACUUAAGCUAGCUAAAAGUUUAAUGAAUGAAUUUGUAACCUCAUAGUUUAUUGACCGGAGGGUAGAGUGUAAAUUUAUCAGAAACAAACAAACAAAAAAACCCAACACAAAACAAAAUCUUCACCACAGUGUUUGAAAUUGUGACUUAACCCCCAUCCCCCAAAUUAAGAACACAACCCUAUUGUAAUUCAUAGGGAAUUUACAUUUCACUUCUAAGGGGAAAAUCCCUUAAGGAUCUCUUUCAUUUUUGUUUUAUUGUAUUUUCUCAUAUAAUUUAUAAAUUUGUUAAAUCUUAAAAGACAUGCUUCCAUGUGAUGAGUUAUCCUUUAAAUUAUCAUGGUUUUAUACAGUGAAAUGAUACAGGCACUUUGAAAAGUCAUGUAUCAAAUGAAUUGGCAAUCUGAACUAUAUCACCUGUAUUAAGUAAUAGCAUUGUAAUACAAAUGCCACAUAGUUAGAGAAGUACCGAAGAGAAGAUUGUACUCUUAACUUACACCAGAAGGUGUGCAAAUGUUUGUCUCUGCGCUCUUUGAGCAGUCUUUAGUAUAAACUAAGAGAAUUUCACAUUUGGCUUAUUUUCUAGAUUUAGAAGGAAAUGGUUUGCCUUAACAGUGACAUGGAAAGGAACAAUGAAGCCGUAGUGGAAAACUGAAGAGGGCCAACAGCAAUGAAAGAGUACCUGUUGCCCUCCAGCUGCACUGCUUGCAGUUCCCUGGGCUCUGUUUGCAUCUGCCAGCCUUUAGAAGAAUGUCUGGGUUUCCCUGUGGUGGCUUACUGUGUUUGAUGUAACCCGCAGGUUGAUCCUGCUCUGUUGGGACCUCUGAGGUUCCCCAUUGAGCUUGGGUGAUACAUUGCCCAAAGGCAGCAGUGUUUUCUUGUGUGUGUCUAUUAAUUCUGACAGUGUUACUGAUUCUACCCUCAUCAGAGGCCUUACUUCGUUCUUACUGUAAAGGAUACAGCCUCUCUUCAUACCUACAAAUGAAGGUAUUAUUUAAACUGCCAACAACAGCCAAGUUGUAAUAGAUAACCUAGUUACAGAUACUUACAUAGAAAGAGUGUCAGGACAUUCAUAGAAGUAGAUCUGAUUACUUGUAGAAUUGGGGGGCGGGGUGCACACUUUGACUCUAGGACAUCUAAUCUUUUUAUCUCCUGGGAAUGCGUGAUCUUUUGUAUCUAGGGUAAAUACACUCAUAAGUGUUUUGGGGUUCCUUGCUGCUAGAUGAUAACAAAUAUGAGCUGUUGACAAUAGUGACUAUUAUUACAGACUGUGGAUAGCUUAUUCUUAAACAGAAUCCUCUUUUUUGUAGUUACUCCCCAUUUUGAACCUGGGCAGCUUCUCUCACUUCGGUUCCUCGGCCAUGGCACAGUGGUGGCGAGCAAGGUGACAGCCUGUCUGCGCAGGGCUGCUCCGUCCUUAGCCGUUGCUUCUUGUGCCAGGCCCGCCAAAGCAGUAGUGAGCUUUGCUGGCUGCACUUGUAGGCUCAGCAACGCCCUGCCUGCUUUUAGUGGAGUAACUAUUGCCUUUUUUUUUUUAAACCUUCCCCUCUUUGGGCUUCUGAUACAGAAUCUCUCACUAUAUUCCAAGCUGGCCUGGAACUUGCUAUGUUGUUCAGGCUGGCCUCAAACACGCGACCCUCUUGCCUCUGCCUUCCAAGUAUGGGGUUUCAGACACUACAUAUGGCAACUGUUACCAUUUUGAACAGUAAAACUUUUAUAAAUUUCCAAUUUGAAACUUUAUGUGGGGACUGUAAUUGUCUAAUAAGGAGCCAAUGGGGCCAUUUUUUUAAAAGUAUAUUUUGAAGUAAUGAAAAGAUGCAUGUGACUGAUUUGAUGUUUACAUAAAGCGACAAACUGUCUUCUUGCAGAUUGGAUAAUAGCAGCAGUCUGGAUUUUCUUUCUUCCCUGACACAGAUCGCCCAUCCCUGUCUGCCACUGCUGCAAGGCAAGGGGACACCUAGGUGACCCAUGCAGCCUGGCGACCUUGUGGGUUACAGCUGCAUUUCUCUGAAAUCCUUAUUUGUCUCCUGAGCUGCUGUGCUAACUAACACCUAUAUCCCUGCAAGGUGAUAGCACCUUCCAGACCAGUCAUUAUUUCCUCCAUCUUCAAAACACAACAUUAACUUCUAUCAUAGAAGACAUGGAUCGUCUCCUUUUAAUGCCAAGUACAUGUGGGUUUUUCUCUACUUGUAUCACUUUAAAAUCUGUUUUGUGAAUGAAGAGGUCCUUUUGUUUAUGUCAUCAAACACCUAAAAUUACUUUAAACUCGUUUUGCGUUUGUGGGAGACAAUAAUAAGAUUGAGGACCCGACCACGUAAAGUGGCUGUCCUCCGACUCUGAAGCUGCUACCUCUUUCUGUGCGUCUCUCGGCCGUACUUUUGCCACUUGGGUUUGUUUCCACCUCCUUAUCUAAUCCUGUGCCUCCAAAGAGUUCUUACUUUCCCUCGAUCACUUCUAAGAUGACGUGCGCCUGGGCAGAUAAGAUAGGGAUUGAGUGUCAGCUAGCGGCCCACCGCUGUAACCAAGCUCAGCCUUGUAGCACGGUCACCAGGGGUGUGGCACUUACAGGUUUCAAGCCAUCUGCAGACACAGUGAUCCAAAAGCGCAAUUAGUAUUUCUUCCCAAUGUUUCAGGAGAGCUGCCAGUAGUCCCGGGGUUCCUCUCUGUACCCCUGCCCUACCACGUUUCCUGCUUUAUCCUGCGACUGUCAGCUCACUUACUGCAAACGCAGCUCUCCACGUGGUGCUAGCCCGGCUGCAUUUGUUCACUCGCUUUCACAGACUUACCUGUACCACACGCAUAGGUAAUUUUGUGGGGAGCAAGAUUUUCAAGAGAAGAUAAUUUUGUAUUAGUGUGAGAACACUAUAUUAGACAACUCUUUAACUGGCUAAAUUAUGCUUGACUUAAGAUAUUUGUAAUUUUAGCGGGGCGUGGUGGCGCACACCUUCAGUCCCAGCACUGGGGAGGCAGUGGUGGGAGGAUCACUGUGAGUUCGAGGCCACCCUGAGACUCCAUAGUGAAUUCCAGGUCAGCCUGGGCUAGAGUGAGACCCUACCUCAGAAAACCAAAAAAACAAACAAACUGAUAUUUAUAAUUUCAACCAUUGCAAAUUAACCAGCAGUCCACUGAAGCAUGCAAUUGAUAGAUAAUGCUGGAACUCACUCUCUUAAACUCUGUCUUGAUGGCUUUAUCCUGUAAGAACAUUGGAGAAUCUUGGCACACUCCUGCCGCGUGGCCAGUUCAGUUCUCACAGCUUGCUGAGUUGUUUUCACACUCCAGCACAUCCUGUGUAAUUGUAUGUUGCCCAUUUGCUGUUUGUUUAUUCUGAAUUUUGGGCACAUUUCAAACUAGGAAUUAGUUAAACUUGUGAACUAAGAUGAGGGAUCUAGUCGAGCCAGGUCAGGACACUGGGUUGCAACAAAUAGGAAAUAGAAGUAAGUGUGCACAUAAUAGAGAAGGUAUCAUGGGCGUUCACGUUUGUGAAGUGUACUUAAGUCUGAGGAAUAAAUCCAUUUUAGCAUGGUUUAUUUCACAGUUGUUUUGUGAAUUACAGAUUGCAAUACAAGUUACUUGUAGCUAAUUCCAGAAGGAAAAGCACUUAUCCUCAGAUAAUGUUUCAUAGUAAUAACGUGUAAAAAUUAAAUCAUAGAACAGGGUUUUUUUUUUGCAUUUUUUAUGUGGUAAAAAUCAUAUACAACAAGCUUUUCAUUUUAGCUGUGUCUAAGUAUAUAGUUUUGUGAUGUAAGUACAUUUACUUUGUUCUAAUACAUUCUAGAAUUUUUGGCUUGCACAACUGAAAUGUCAUAAUCACUAAAUAACUCACAUUUUCCCUCCUUCCCGCCUAUGAAUUUUGACCAUAGAUAAAUGAAAUGCCUGAAUUACUUAGUAGUUCAUUUAUUUUGGUAAGGUCUAAGUAAAGUUAUGGUCAAUAUCAAGUUCCUUAAAUCUGAAGGGGGGGGCACUUCCAUCCCUCCCCCACCCUCAUUGUUGUAAACAAUAAAUGAGUCUUACAUGCA
Molecule: messenger RNA, 7223 nt
Organism: Jaculus jaculus (lesser Egyptian jerboa)
Lineage: Eukaryota; Metazoa; Chordata; Mammalia; Rodentia; Dipodidae
Gene: Mib1
Product: MIB E3 ubiquitin protein ligase 1
Exons: 21
Coding region: 132-3152 (1006 amino acids)
Biological process (GO): protein ubiquitination
Cellular component (GO): cytoplasm
Molecular function (GO): ubiquitin-protein transferase activity; protein binding; zinc ion binding
Source: RefSeq, a predicted model, not a curated record